Vigna umbellata (rice bean) is the source of this 1171-nucleotide messenger RNA. Its product is annotated as transcription factor MYB53-like. NCBI's taxonomy places the organism in Eukaryota, Viridiplantae, Streptophyta, Magnoliopsida, Fabales, Fabaceae. The record is from RefSeq and is a predicted model, not a curated record.
AUGAUGGGGAGAGCACCAUGCAGUGAUGAAAGUGGUUUGAAGAAGGGUCCUUGGACCCCAGAAGAGGAUAAUAUAUUGGUGGAUUACAUUCAGAAACAUGGGCAUGGAAGUUGGAGAGCACUUCCAAAACUUGCAGGAUUGAACAGGUGUGGGAAAAGUUGUAGGCUAAGGUGGACAAACUACUUGAGACCUGAUAUCAAAAGAGGAAAGUUCUCUGAGGAAGAACAGCAACUCAUCAUCAAUUUACAUGCAGUUCUUGGAAAUAAGUGGUCAGCUAUAGCAGGUCAUCUGCCAGGUAGGACUGAUAAUGAAAUUAAGAAUUUCUGGAACACUCAUUUAAAGAAAAAGCUUCUGCAAAUGGGGUUGGAUCCAGUGACUCAUCGUCCAAGAUCAGAUCAGCUUAAUCUUCUAUCCAGUCUUCAACAGUUGCUGACUGCUACAAACAUUUUCACAAACACUUUGGACAUUAAUGCUCUAAGGCUGCAAUCAGAUGCCACAGAACUAGCCAAACUCCAAUUGCUGUAUAACAUGCUUCAAGUCCUUGUGGCUGGUCCUGCCUCAAACUUGGACCUGCUCAAUCCUUUUGGAUCAUCACUGCCAGAUGAAAUUUUGGGAUUGGAUCAGUCCAAGCUCCAAAACCUUUACAAUAGUUCAACUGGUUUUCUUUCUCAGAAUCAGUCAAACUUUUUUCAAAGCUUUGAAGCUCCUCCUCAGCAGCAAGCUCUACCAACUGGGUAUAACCACAUGAAUGGAGGAAGCAACAGGAGUUGCAUGAAAUCUGAAAAGGUCGAUGAACAACUUCAUGUCCCUUAUUCAUUUUCAACAGCAUUAGAUUCUCUUCCAAAUCUGGUUUCAGCCACACCCGAAUGUUCAACUGGCAAACAAAUGGAAAACAUGGUAAACCCAAAUGAAUUUUCUGACCCUUCUUCCACUUCAACCACCUUUGAAAUGUUGGGAGAUUUCAUGUAUGAGGAAGUAACUGAUGCUUAUUGGAAAGAUCUCAUAGACCAAGAUUGUAACCUGUAGCAGACAACUGCGAUAAUAGGAAUUAUCAUUGAUCUCUGUGAUCAACACAUGGUGUUCAUUUAGAAAUAGUUGUUUGGUUCCUAUGAAAUUGAAGAUGGAUUCAUCUUUAUACAAGGUUCCAUUGUAUCGUAGAUAAGUUCAUGCA